GGUGAGCGCAGCGCAGGGGCCGCGCGCGAGAGUGAGGGACGCCGCAGUGCGCAGCCACGGAUAGGACGGCGACACAGGGAGACCAGAGACAGGCGGGCGACGCCAGGUAUGGAAGCGAGAAACCAGUGACAGGCCGGUGGCGUCAGAGACGGGCGUGGGCGCUGCAGUGACAGGCUGACGACGCUGGCAACAGCGGCAGGCCACUGACAACAGGGACAGGCCGGCGAGGACAGGGACAGGCUGACAACACGAGAAACAGUCCAACGACUUUAGGGAAAGGUCUGAGGUCGUAAGGGACGCGCCAACUACGCCACAGCCAGGUGUGGGAAACGAGGGACAAACGUGGCAAAUCAGUGACAAACGUGGGAAGCCAAGGACAAGCGUGGGAAGCCAGGGACAAGUGUGGAAAGACGGAACAUCCAGGAGACGUGCCGGGCCACACUCCGGGCAGCGGAGACGCCGGAACCUUUGGUCGUCAUCUUUGACGAGGAGCUGGUCACAGACGCUGCGACCGAGCUGCACAAGAGGUCAUUUUAGCAGGUGGGCAGAGCCAGAUGAGACGUCGUUCGGCGGGCGUCACCGGAUGAGCCGGCGCCAGCAGUGACGCCACGAUGGCUUCGGCGAGCGCGGCGCCGCCCGAGUUCCGCGAGGCCGAGCAGUACCGGCGCCCAGAGCGGGCCGCCAGCGAGGGACACCCCAUCAUCCGACCCAAGCCGCGCAGGCCGGGUGAACUGAGCCUGCCGAGCCCGGACGCUGCCUUCAUGCUGCGACCGGCGCCGAGCCAGCAGGGCCUGCCGCCGGCCGGCGCCGCGCGGCCGCCGGCGGCCCCCGCCGCCGUCAGUCCGCCGCCCAAACACGGCCCGCUUACAGAGGCGUUCCGCGGCCCGCAGCCGCAGAUGAGCCGGACGCAGGGUCGCCAGCGCAGUGCACAGCCGCCGGCCGCCGGCGCCGGCUCCGCCUCGGCCUCGCCACAAACGCCGCAGCCGCUCUACCCGGUGGCCAUGUACAAGUCGCCACUGCAGCGCCAGAGUCCGGCGCCGAAGCCGUCGCCGCUGAAGGAGGCGCGCGGCCCGCCGGCGGCGGCGCCCUCGCCGCAGGCACCGCCGCCGCUGCGGCUCAACAGUCCGCCGGUGCGGCUGACGCCGCAGCAGGCGCUGCCAGAGGAGCCGCCACAGACGCCGCCCGAGCGCGACGUGGGCUACGCCAGCGCCUGGGCCGAGAUACCCAGCCGCUCCUACCACGCCAAGGUGGCCAACGUGACGGCCGAGCGGCCGCUGGUGCUCUCGCCGGCGGCUGCGCAGUACUGGGCGCACAGCCAGGGCGUGCGCCAGGUGCGGGGUGAGCUGAGCGUGCCGCUUGGCGAGCCUGCGCCGCCCGGCUCGGCCGGCUCCUCGCUGGAGCGUCACCAGCCGGCCGAGGCGAGCGGCCAGCGCGACCCGACGCCCGGGGAGUCGGACAAAGAGCUGCCGGCGGAGGCCGGCCGGCAGCCGUCGCCGCCGCGCCCCGCCGCCGACUGCGGCACGCUCGACAAGAGCUCGUCCGAGAACGACGCCAUCAUGAGCCGCAAGCGGCCGCCGACUAAGCUCAAGUCGCGGCGACGCAACAUUCUCAGCUUCCCGCAGCACCUCAACGCCGACGACCUGCGCUGUCAGCGGCGUCCGGACCCGUACGGCGGCGGCUCGUCGUCGGACGAGAACCGGUCGUCCGGCCAUGCCAGCAUGUCGGACGGCCAUACGUCGUCCUCGCCGCCGGCCGAGACGCUGCCGCGCCACCAGCACUACCGCAGCCAGCUCAGGUCUGUACCGGAGGCCCGGCGCCGGCGCCGCCGCGGGGCGCGCGGACCCAGCGGACCGCUGCCCCUCAGAUCCGGCCGACACCGGACAAAGGACGACCUGACGCUGCAGCUGGAGUCAGCCUCGGGCCUGGACGACAUCAAGCAGGCGAUCGAGCAGCUGACGAUCCGGUCGCAGGGCUCGCGGACCUCCUACUCGACGUCGACGUACUCGUCGAUGUCGGGCUCGGAGUCCGAGCCGGCGCGCCGCCUCAUCCGUCACUCGUCGCUGGAGACGGUCAACACCAACGUCACGGCCGCCGACGAGUUCGUCUGGGUCGACUCGCACAACAGACUGGUGGAGCUGCAGCAGCUGCCCUGGUCCAGCCACGACGUGCUGCGCGUCAUCCAGAACGGCCGCGUUAAGGAGCAGAUGGAGCGCGUCUCAAUGGAGGCCGUGCCGCGGCUCGCCUACCUCCUCCAGCGCGCCAUCGUGCGCGUGGCGCGCGAGGCGCAGCGGCUGGCGCGCGCGCUCGGCAUGUGCAGCAAGCGCGAGGUGCUCUCGGCGCUGCGCAUCGUGCUCUCGCCGGCGCUGAGCGACACGUGCUCCAAGGCGUGCCUGCGCGCGGCCGCCAUGUACACGGUGUCGGGCGCCGACCAGCUGCGCCAGUCGAAGAGCGGCCGCGCCGGUCUGCAGAUGUCUGUCGGCAGGUUCCACCGCUGGAUGUGUGACGUCCGCCUCGGCAAGUUCGUGCACGAGUACGCGGCGGUGUACCUGGCGGCCGGGAUGGAGAACCUGCUGGAGGAGAUGGUGCUGCUCAGCCUGCCGGGCGACCCGCACGCCAUGCUGACGGCGGCCGCGCUCGAGCACUCGAUCGCCAACAGCGGCGACUUCUGGGGGCUGCUGCAGCCGUACGCCCACCUCAAUGCCGGCCGCACGGCCAGCGGUGCCCUGGCUCUACCUCGGUUCCCAAGCACGACCAGCCUGGACUCGUCGCUCUCGCAGAGUCCGUCGGUGGGCCGCUCGUCCAGCUCGUCCUCGUUCACGCUGACGGCCGCCGACGAGCAGCGGCCCGCCCGGAACACCCAGCAGGCUCUGCUGACCACGUGCGUGGGUACGCUGGGCGAGCUGACCAGCCUGGUGGCGAGCGUGGCGCAGUAUCAGCAGCGGCUGUCGGCCGGCGGUACGCCUGCCCGCGCCACCACCACCUGGGGCUCGUCGGCACUGCACACGCUCUUCUACUUCAUGCGCUGCUCCCAGCUGGAGCACGCCGAGCACGCCGAGCACGAGCGGCGCGCCCCCGUGCAGGAGCUGGUGUACGAGCGGCCGUACAUCGUGCUGCCGCCGCUGGUCGAGUGGGUGCGCGUGAGCACGGCGCACGCCGAGCACCGGCACGCUGCCGUCGUCGACAAGGACGACGUGAACCAGGCGGCGCGACUGCUGCUGCCCGGAGUGGACUGCCCACCGCGGCUGACUGGUUACGAGGAGCUGAGCUGCCCGCGGCGCCAGAUGGACGAGGCCGAGUGCGCGCGCAAGUUCAAGAUCGACUUGGCCUUCCGCAUGCUCAGCUGUGGCCGCACAGACCUGGUGCCACACGCCCUCCAGCUGCUGCCCUCCACCAAGGGUCAGCUGCAGGUGAACACCGUCAACGAGUCGGGCCUGUCCCCACUAAUGCUGGCCUGCAUCCGCGGAGACGAGGCCAUGGUGCGACUCCUGCUGGACUCCGGCAGCGACCUGGACGCCGAGACGCCGCCACUGAGUCCGACGCACCCCACAGCUAACCCGGAGACGCAGCACUGGACGGCGCUAACGUACGCCACCAUCCACGGCCACGCCUCCAUCAUACGGCUGCUGCUGGAGAAGGGCGCCAACGUGGAGGGCGGCGCGCGGCUCAGCGAGGACAAGUGCACCGAGACCCCCCUGCAGGUGGCCGUCGCCUCUGGCAGUGUCGACAUUGUGUCACUACUGCUCAGCUACAGCGCGCUCCCCUUCCUCUCCACGCUGCUGAAUGACUCACUCUGCUACUCCGGAGCCGCGCAGAAGGGCUGUUACUCGGCGAUCGCGGUGGCGUCGGCGCACGGGCAGCGCGCCGUGCUGCACCAGCUGUUGUCGCACCCGCUCAACAGCGGCCGCCAGGAGGUGCUCAGCCUGGAGGAGAUCCUGGCCGAGGGCAGCAGUCAGCACACGGGACAGCGGCGCGGUAACCGGCUCCAGGUGCUGCCAGUCAGCGUGGAUGACCCCAGGACCAGCUCCCUCGGCUCCAACAACUCGGAGACGUCGCAGAUGCUGAAGCUCACCAAAGCGCAGAUCAAGGCUUUGCAAGAGGCUAUGUACCAUAGCGCUGAGAAUGGCCAUCUGGAGAUCACACUGGACCUGCGGAACCUGGGCGUGCCCUGGACACUCCACUGCUGGAUGUACACGCUGGCCACGGCGCACGAGCAGCGGCUGGAGAACAUCAUCGACCAGCUGCUGCAGGACUUCCUGCAGGUCUGGCCCGACGACUACUCGUCCCAGUUCGUCGACGAGUGCCUGCCGCUGCUGUUCAACAUCUUCAGAUACAGCAAGAACGAGGGGACGUCUCUGCUGCUGGCCGACAUCUUCUCAUCUUGCUUCGGGCGGGAGGCCAUCAAGGAGAUCCGAGACUCGACGCUGACGGGGGGCCCACGGAUUGACCCCAACUUCGUCAACAACCCCGACCUCUCGGACGUGCAGUUCCGCGUUGAGGGACGUGUCUUCUACGCCCACAAGAUCAUCCUGAUCAACGCCUCGCCGCGCUUCAAGCAGAUGCUGAACUCCAAGUUCUGCGACGGCAAUCCUCCGAUCGUGCAGAUCAACGACAUCCGCUAUGACAUCUUUGAGCUGGUGAUGCACUUCCUGUACAAGGGCGGGUGCCAGCAGCUGGCAGUGGGACAGACGGACGUGCUGGAGCUCAUGGCGGCAGCGAACUUCUUCCAGCUGGACCGGCUGCUGCGCUUCUGCGAGGCCCGCUGCGCUAAGCUGGUCGACCUGGACAACAUCGUCUCCAUGUACAUUCACGCCAAGGUGUACAACGCGGCGCAGCUGCUGGAGUACUGCCAGAGCUUCCUGCUGCAGAACAUGGUAGCACUGCUGACGUACGACGACUCGGUGCGCCGGCUCAUCUUCGGCAAGAAGCUGCACAACCACGACGUGCUGGCGGGCCUCCAGCUGACGCUGCAGUCGCGCGUCAAGGCCAAGAGCAAGCCGGCCAGCUAACCUGCUGCCGGCGCCACUUAUUUAUUGUUUGAUUAGGUACCUCAAGUCGAGUCAGCUUGGCGGCGCGCUGCGCGCUGAGGAACCGCCCUCUGCUGAUCAAGCUGAUGUCGGUCAGGAGGGCUGGCCGCGGCAGACUUUAGUGUUGACCGGUAUCUGGCCGGGAUCCUCGGCUGCUGGCCGGUAUUCGGUCGGGAUCCCCGCUGCUGGCCGGUAUCCGGCCGGGAUCCUCUGCUGCUGACCCGUAUCCAGUCGGGAUUCUACGUCGCUGAGUCCCGGCGAACCAGGAUUCCCAGUACAGUCAGGAUUCUCAGCUGAUCACCGGUGUCCAGCUAGGAUCAUCCGCUGAUGGCCGGUGUUCAACUAGGAUCAUCAGCUGAUGGCUGGUGUCCAGCUAGGAUCAUCAGCUGAUGGCCGGUGUUCAGCUGGAACCCUCAGCUGCUGACCGGUUUUCGACCCUAAUCCUCGGUUUCUGACCGGUAUCCAACUGAGAGCCAGUGCGUUGAUGGGGUGUGCACGUGUAUGUAUUUGUGUGCGGUGACCGGAAGUCCUGCCGUUACCCGCGUGUCGACUGCCGUCCCUUCCGACGGCGCUGUGGGCGCUCGUGCGGGCGUAGCCCACACUUGACGAUCCUUGGUUUCUUGGUUGUAGCUAUCAUGAUGACCGUCCUCCAUGACAUGUAACCCGCACUGCGCAUGCGAGGGCUCGUGUGUAUGUGUGUCUGAGUGCGCGCGUGUGUGUGUCUUUGUGCAGGCCGGAGCACGUGCCAUCGUGCGCACUUUGUACAGGCUCGAUCCGUGUAAGGUGAAGUGUAUUGACCGUAUUACAGAUUCCGCAGCCACCUCAGCCCACGUACCCCGUUAUAGUUGCUCAAAGUGUGACCUGUGCAGCGGUGGUGGUCUGUGCACACUUUAGCGUAGCGAACCAUCCAGUGCCAUUGAGUACAAGCAAACAUAUGGCACUCUGUGAAUGUCGCGUGCCAAUACUUGUACAUAGGCUCAGUAUUACCCGAGUGUUGUUCGCGGUCCCACAGCAGGGACGGAAUAUGAUGUUGCUUGGUAUCAGAAUAAAAACAACGAAGCAGAUGAUUAUGAUAGAAGUGGAGUGAAGUGUCUAAGCAUAGGUGAUGAAAGGAAUACGAUGCAAGAUUGUUUCACUGUUACCCACUCGGCGGAAAUGGCUGACCAAAUUUCUGUGUCCGUGAGAUAUUGUCUUAUGAUUUGUUUGCUUUGCAUCAAUAUGCAGUAAUAAACAUGUUGAUAAAGCGA
This is a messenger RNA of Pollicipes pollicipes, 6271 nucleotides long. RefSeq names its product ankyrin repeat and BTB/POZ domain-containing protein 2. The record is from RefSeq and is a predicted model, not a curated record. Lineage: Eukaryota; Metazoa; Arthropoda; Thecostraca; Pollicipedomorpha; Pollicipedidae. Gene Ontology annotation, molecular function: protein heterodimerization activity. The transcript is spliced from 25 exons. The coding region runs from base 612 to 5006 and encodes 1464 amino acids.